Messenger RNA from Aspergillus brunneoviolaceus CBS 621.78, 420 nucleotides. RefSeq names its product DUF4267 domain-containing protein. The coding region runs from base 1 to 420 and encodes 139 amino acids. The transcript has a single exon. The record is from RefSeq and is a predicted model, not a curated record. NCBI's taxonomy places the organism in Eukaryota, Fungi, Ascomycota, Eurotiomycetes, Eurotiales, Aspergillaceae.
AUGGCAGCCACCGUCCCCAGCCAUGUCCCCGCCUACACCAUCGGAACUCUUAGCGUGGCUCUGGGCCUGAACGCCAUCUUUCGCCCUGAGGCAGAGCAUCCGCGUUUUGGUUUGCCGUUGGAACACGGCGGCGGUCAGACUCCACCGCACCGGGGCUCCGCCGUCUCCCCGCUCAUGUAUCUGAAAGGCAUCCGGGAGAUCAGCUAUGGCCUGUUGCUCAUCGGGUUACAAUCCCAGGGCCAAGAGACGGCCGUCACGACGUUGGCGGCGGUUAUGGCCUGUGUAGGGCUGGCGGACGGCGUCGUGGUGUGGUGUUGUGGAGGUGCGGAACGGAGACAGAAAGCUUGGGGUCAUUGGGCUACGUUCUUAGGGCUGGGAGCAUGGGCUUGGUACCGGGUUUCUAUUGACGGAGCUGGUUAA